Messenger RNA from Acipenser ruthenus (sterlet), 1735 nucleotides. RefSeq names its product growth/differentiation factor 11. The record is from RefSeq and is a predicted model, not a curated record. Gene Ontology annotation, molecular function: growth factor activity; cytokine activity. Gene Ontology annotation, biological process: SMAD protein signal transduction. The transcript is spliced from 3 exons. The coding region runs from base 437 to 1627 and encodes 396 amino acids. Gene Ontology annotation, cellular component: extracellular region. Lineage: Eukaryota; Metazoa; Chordata; Actinopteri; Acipenseriformes; Acipenseridae.
UCCGUACGACACUGAGCAGCUGCGAUAUAAAAAGAGGAGCACUUCUAAAGCAUCGCCUGCAACCACUUUCCAUUCACACACACCUCCAACCAGAUCUCUUUUUAUACAUAUAUACAGAGAAAGAGAGAAAGAUAGCGAGAGAGAGGUUUUAUUUUAUUUUAUUCAAAUUUGAUCUAUUUUAUAAACCCCAGAAAAGCAAAACGAAAAAAAAGCAACGAGAAGAGAAAACUUUGCUGCUGUUGUUAUUAUUUGAAAGAGUUUUUUUUUUUUUUUUUUUUUUUUCAAUGCUAUCAUCAUUAUUCAUUAUUGUAUUGUUAUCACUAUUAUUAGCAUAAUAAUAGGCACGCGAGCGCAGGUAGGGAGUGGCUGAUUCCCUUGGGUUUUUUUGUGUGUGUUUUUGUAAAGUAAAUCAGAUUCGGAUAUUAUUCGGCUCACCAUGCCCAAGUCUAACUUUGUCCUGUGUUUGACGCUGCUUAUCUCACUGGGAUUGUCAGAGAGCGACGAGCCAAGCUUACCCCAGCCGCAGGACCUACCCGUGCCGCCGCGGAGAGAGGGAUCCACGGCAGCCGACGGGCUGCUGGUCGAUGCCGAGGAGCCCGCUGCCCAGGAGUGCCCGGCGUGCAUGUGGAGGGAGCACAGCAAAGUGCUGAGGCUGGAAACCAUCAAGUCCCAGAUCCUGAGCAAACUGAGGCUCAAGCAAGCGCCCAACAUCAGCCGGGAAGUGGCCAACCAGCUGCUGCCCAAGGCCCCUCCGCUCCAGCAACUUCUGGACCACCAGGACUUCCAGGGGGACGCGUCCUUGCAAGAGGACUUGAUGGAAGAGGACGAGUACCACGCCACCACCGAGACCGUCAUCACCAUGGCUUCAGAACCGGAGCCCCUCGUCCAGGUGGAGGGCAAACCCAGCUGCUGCUUCUUCAAGUUCAACCCCAAGAUCAUGUUCACCAAGGUGCUGAAGGCGCAGCUGUGGGUGUACCUGCGGCCGCUGCAGAAGACCUCCACGGUGUACCUGCAGAUCCUGCGGCUCAAGCCCGUCACGGAGGAGGGCAGCCGGCACAUCCGGAUCCGCUCGCUGAAGAUCGAGCUGAACUCGCGCGCCGGCCACUGGCAGAGCAUCGACUUCAAGCACGUGCUGCAGAACUGGUUCAAGCAGCCGCACACCAACUGGGGGAUCGACAUCAACGCCUUCGACGAGGGCGGGAACGACCUGGCAGUGACCUCCCUGGGACCAGGGGAGGAGGGGCUGCAACCGUUCCUGGAGGUGAAGGUGAUGGAGACGUCAAAGCGUUCGCGACGCAACCUGGGCCUGGACUGCGACGAGCACUCGCUGGAGUCCCGCUGCUGUCGCUACCCGCUCACCGUCGACUUCGAGGCGUUCGGCUGGGACUGGAUCAUCGCGCCCAAGAGAUACAAAGCCAACUACUGCUCCGGCCAGUGCGAGUACAUGUUCAUGCAGAAGUACCCCCACACCCACCUGGUGCAACACGCCAACCCUCGGGGCUCUGCCGGCCCGUGCUGCACCCCCACCAAGAUGUCGCCCAUCAACAUGCUGUACUUCAACGACAAGCAGCAAAUCAUCCACGGGAAGAUCCCAGGCAUGGUGGUCGACCGCUGCGGGUGCUCCUAAAAACUUACAACCCCCCUCUACACCCCCCACCCCCGCCCCGGUACCGUCCCGACCAAGAAAAAAAAAACUUUUAUAAAAUAAAAAAUAAAAAAUUAAAUCAAGAACUAC